This is a messenger RNA of Suillus paluster, 3336 nucleotides long. RefSeq lists its product as uncharacterized. The transcript is spliced from 13 exons. Gene Ontology annotation, cellular component: histone deacetylase complex; chromatin. Gene Ontology annotation, biological process: regulation of transcription by RNA polymerase II. Lineage: Eukaryota; Fungi; Basidiomycota; Agaricomycetes; Boletales; Suillaceae. Gene Ontology annotation, molecular function: histone H3K9 demethylase activity; transcription coregulator activity; chromatin DNA binding. The record is from RefSeq and is a predicted model, not a curated record. The coding region runs from base 133 to 3036 and encodes 967 amino acids.
CGGAGGUUUCUUUCGUACUCCGCGUGGUCGACUUUGAGAGGAUUUGGGUGGUGUCUCCCAACACCUCAUUUCUUUACACCAAAGUUCCGUCUUGGUUUCGUUUUUCUUGCUUACUCGUCGUUGACCGCAACGAUGAACACCAUGCACGACUCCCACAAGAGAACUUCCAUCAGCCAGCUUCUAAAUCCAUCAUCCGAAUCCUCAGUCUACUCUCAUGCUACUCAUCUUCCAUCGCCCGUCACUGUUUCUCAGUACCAACAUCCUUCGCACCAACCCCAGGGCAACUAUAAUCAAUCAAUAGAGUCUGCUUCUUCUUUCCAUCUCCGAGCAGCUAGCUGGGAGCCCAGCGACGACCAGUCCGUACCUAAACGUAGAAUUGACAAUGGAGGUCCUCGUCCAUACCCAUUGCCAACCCAUCCUCAUAUGCAUACUGAACCCAACGGCGACAUAGUUCCUCGUCAGGGGAGAUCAAGGAUGGAUGAGACUGGAAACUACGCAAUACCAACGAAUCCUUGGCCAUCUCAAGCAGAGAUGCCCAAUCCUUCUUAUGGAUCUCCUGUGGUUGCGCCGAUGUAUUCAGAUGAGCGGACAGCCUUAUCGGGCGACUAUCCAGCGAACACUCAGUUCAAUCACCCUUCGCAAGGUUUUCAUCCUCAACAACUACCACCAGGACACCCUGCAUCAUCCUUGCAGCAUGCUGAAAGAGCUUCUGUUCGUAUAGCAGCCCGUUUCACGGCUCCCAUGCCGGGGCAGCCAAUUUAUGAGAUGGCGCCCAUGCAUCCAGGAAUAUUCCUGUACCAUGCACCUGCACUUCCUCCACAAAAGCGUCCCACGACCGAAGACGUGGACCAAGCACCGAAGGCUAAGAAGCCAAAAACCAAACCAAAGCCUACGGAAGGAAACGGUUCAUCGAAGCGGGGUUACAACGCUAAGAAGCGCAGCGAAGCUGCCCAAAUUGCAGCUCAAAAUGCCCAGUUGAUGCCGACUGUUUCUUACGCGUCUCCUCCUACCGACAAGGGCAAAGAGAAAACAGCAGAGGCUCCCAUGCGCAUUGUGACGGGCGAUCAUGGACAAAAUGCCGACGCUCAGCUGCACCCCGAAUUACAAUUCGCUCGGUGCAUGUCGAAUCGAUAUAGAUCUGAACAGUUCCCACGCUGUGUGUCAUGCACACGCCGCUGGGCUGGUGAUACAUGCCGAUUCCAAGGCAUACGAUUUUUCUUGAAAGACAAUCAGAGAAAUAUUGUUGGCGUCAGCUUCGUUGAGAAUCAGCGACCUGAUGCACCGAGCAUGAGUUUCCCUGUGAGCUGGAAUGUCCCACUGACUCUCACGCAUAUACGGCGAACGAAAAGGACGAUAGCUCAUGCUCUUCUCCCGACGCUCCGUCAGGAGCUGCAACACUUGAACUUCCCCGAGAUUAUCCGAAGGACCCGAGAAAGCGAAGUGCGCGCCACUUGUGAUACCUGUAUGACCUCGAUUUUCUCCAGUAGUUGGAUGUGCCGAUUAUGCGGCAGAGAAGCAUGUGCGGAAUGUUUUGAACAAGUGAAAGAUCUCACCGAAGAUCGACCUGGUGCAACCCAGGCUGAGAUUGCAGCUCUCCAGGCCCGGCGAGAAAAACACGCUCAUAGCAACCCGUUUUUCUUGUCUUGCACACGCCGGAACGAGCACCACGCGAAGGACUUUUCACCGAUGUCACGCUUUUGUAAGGCCGAGCUUGCACAGGCGAUUAAAGAUAUGGAAGCUAUGCUUCAGGAGCCGGACAAUGACGCACUUCCUGUCGUUGGAGCAAUAGACCCAUUAUUACAGCCAGAACGAGCACAGGCAAAUGGGUGUGCUUCGUCUUCUGUCCAGGCUGCAAUUUCGCAUAUCGGCGGCGAGAAGUCUGCAUCAGCAGCAGAGCCAUCGCUCUCUUCUGCUCCCCACAAUGGCUCAUCACAAGAUGGAGUCUUCCAUCCGGAAUCAGUGCCAGUAACUGCUUUACAGGUCGCUGAGCCAUCACCGUCGGCCCCCGCAGUGUCAUCGUCCGCUGAUCAGAACUCUAUUCCAUCAAGUGAAAUACCUUCACAUCCGACCACCACCAUCCCGGAUUCGCAGCUUACCGAAGAAAUUUUCCGCCCGUUGUGGGCUAAAGGAGACCCAAUUGUGGUCACCGAAUUGCUGCCCAAGUUCCAGAUUCAGUGGACACCUGAGUAUUUCGUACAGAAGUACAACUCUCAGAGUUGCCUCAUUUUGGAGUGCCAGAGUGAUGUGAACAAGCGCGUGACGGUAGGCGAGUUCUUCUCGUGGUUCGGAAAAUAUGAAGGGCGAGUGGAGUGCUGGAAGCUCAAGGAUUGGCCACCAUCAACAGAUUUCAAGACCGCGUUUCCUGAACUUUUUGACGAUUUCAGUCGAGCUGUUCCUGUGCCCAAUUACGUUCGUCGGGAUGGUGCCCUCAACAUUGCCUCACAUUUCCCCAGUAAUACGGUUGCUCCAGAUCUUGGACCCAAGAUGUACAACGCAAUGUCUUCCUUUGAGGCAGCGGGCAGUAAAGGAUCGACGAGACUUCACAUGGACAUGGCUGAUGCCGUGAAUAUCAUGACGUACGCGUCUACUUCGCCGGAUGGCAAACCAGGUUGCGCGGUAUGGGACCUCUUCCGUGCUGAAGAUGCCGAGAAACUGCGUACUUUCCUCAAGAGAAAAUUCAAGGGCUCGUAUCAACAUGAUCCGAUCCACUCUCAACAGUUCUACUUGGAUAGUCACUUACGGAAAGAGUUAUAUGAUACGCAAGGCAUCAAGAGCCAUCGUGUGUACCAGAGACCAGGAGAAGCUAUAUUCAUUCCAGCCGGUUGCGCCCAUCAGGUAUGCAAUCUCGCGGACUGUGUCAAAGUUGCAGUCGAUUUCGUUAGCCCCGAAAACAUUGAGCGUUGUGAAAAGUUGACGCGCGAGUUCCGGGAGCAAAACCAAUCGAUGGCAUGGAAGGAGGACGUUCUCCAACUUCGCACUAUGAUGUGGUUCGCAUGGCUUUCGUGCUGUCGGCAAGAGAAAGAGAUGAACGAGUGAUUUGCAUGCGGGAUCGUUUGUUUUUGGUGACAUUCUGUAUGAUAGAGAGGUUUUACUAUUAUAUGGGAUAACCCGGUUAAUUGCUUGACGUGCAAUGCGUGCUUGCUAUUCUGAUUUCUUGUACAUGCCUUUUAGUUAUCUACACUAUAGCCCAACUAUAGCUAAGUAACUGCAGAAACGGUCGACUGGGCCUUGACUUGACCUGGAUGAACGAGAGUAACUCACAACCUGUGACCAUACCGUGAGCAGUGUGUGCUUCCGGAAUGAAUACCUUUUUUGCAUGGUAUUUCAUAUACAACC